GGAUAACAGUGACUGCGCGUUUGAGGGUUAUCUAUCAUUGACGGAUGGGUACAAAUUUAUUCGAUAAAAAUCAACAUGUAUACAAAAUGGUGGGCUGCAACGAUCAUUUCGUGACCCAGAGUAUAUUUAUGUUAAUAUAACGACUCUAACGACAAAUUUAAUCCAGAUAAGAUCACUGUCAGAGAUGUCCAUUCUGGAUGUUUGGGUCCGCCAAGUUGAUACUUAACAGGAGAAGGCAGUUGAUACCAUUGAUCUGAUAGCACCUGCUAUAUCAGUGGUUUUACAAGAUAUUUUUGUGCAAAACACGAGAGACUGGAUUCGGUUCAUGAACAGAGAUAAAAUAAAUGAAGUGUGUGAAUGAAAACUUUCUUUGACUGCAAGGACUAAAGAAAUGCACACAAGUGACAUAGAUUUAAAUGUUUGGUACAAAAAGUAGACGUUUAGAACUUAAAAUUAUGACACAGGAUGUAAAACAACACUUCAUAGCCAAUAACAGUCGAACAAGAGAUUUUUAAAAAAGAAGCAACUCUCGAACUCGUUCUUUUCUCUAUCCCGGAGCGAGGGAAUAAUUAACAAUACUGAACGGAGCCACCCCUGUAGAAUAUUUUUUCUAUUUUCAUUUUCUACUUUUAAACCCCAAACAUUUACAGGGAGAAGGGCUUCGUGCAGUUUGUUUCUAUGUUGUUUUAAUAACCAGCCGUUGCAUAUUAUCUAUUUAUUGUUCCUCCUGGUUAAAAAAAUCCUUGGCAAGCCCAACUCAUAUUGUAACACCACAGGAUGAAAUCUGAUGCUGGGACUGGUUACAUUCUCCAUCCUGGUUUGCCUGGUCACACAGCGACAUUAACUUUAUUGAGCUGAUGUUGAGAAUCCGUCAGCUUGAGACUCAUGUGAAGGUGCUUCAGAAAGCCAGCAAAGAAGAGAACCCUGUAGCUCCACCUAUGCCCCGCAUGACUAUGAAGAGGAAAAAGAAGUUUCGUCCCAGUGACUUCCACAAGUACACCAUGUAGCCCUGACGAUCAUGUACCUCGGCCAUGACUACACAGGAUAUGCUGGCACAGAGGAAGUGGAACACACUAAGUGAACUGUUCGAGGCCCUUAUAAAGUGUCAAGCUUAUUGAGUCCAAGGUGUCUCUCUUGAUGUACGCGGCAACUUGCUGUCGGGGGUCGGGGUGAAGGUGAGAGAAGGGAUGACAGCGCAUGAAAGACCUGGUUCAGCUGCAGGAGAAGAACGUACAAGUAUUUCUUCCCUAAAGGAGACCUUAAUAUACUGCUCAUGGAAGAAGCUGGCAAAAAAUUGAUUGGCGAAUAUGACUUCUGCAACUUCUGCAAAUUCAAUGUUAAAGAUGGCAUUACAAACUAUGUUCGAAAAAUCAUGGAGGUUGAAGUCAAGACUCUAGAUGAGACCGAUGACGGAUUCACAAUGUGCGAACUCACGAUCGUCUGGAGGGCAUUCCUGUGGCAUCAGAUUCGCAGCAUCUUCUAUGUGCUGGUCCUUGUUGGCAAAGGGAAAGAAUCGGUUGAAAUGGUUGAUGAACUUCUGAACAUUGAGAAAAAUCCGCUAAGCCGCAAUAUAACAUGUCAUCUGACGCGCCUUUGUGCUUGUAUGACGCUGACUUUGGAGGAGAAUUUGAGUGGAUUUACGAAGCUGAAUGCCAUGAAGACAACCUCACCUCCCUCCAGCAGCUUUGGGCUGAGCAUUCCAUCAAAGCAACAAUGGUGAAGAGCAUGCUGAAUGACCUCGAGAAAGCUAAAGUGGAAACAGACUGUGACCUUGCGCCCUGGUGUGAUCUGAGUCCCCCUUUACUGAUGCAGACUGAAUGGCUCGUAGAAGACAGGAAUCCUAAGGUGCUGAUGGAGAGACAGGGAGGCUUGACCCUUGACGAGAUGAUAGCAUCACACGAGUCGAGAAAACAGCGAUGGAGAGAAAAUGCUGAAAUUGAAGCGCAGGACGAUAGCAGUGAAGAGGACAUGACGUCACGGAAACGUCAACGGCUUGAAAUUGAUAAGCCUAGCCACAUAGAUGAUAAGCCAUUUGGAACAUUAGAUAAACCCAAGUCCGGAGAGAAUAAGGAUCCUCACAUAAUUUAUGGAGAAAACAAUAAAGAAGAUGAUGACACUGUAAGGGACAUUGAUGGAGAAACUACUAGUAUGAAGGCUGAUAAAGAUAUUUGCGAUUCUAAAACCUCUCUUAAAGAUAAUGGGGAGGAAAACUUGGAGACAUCAGAGAAUGGUAUGAAAGGAGGAGAGAAAGUGGGAAGAAGUACACAAGAAGAGAUUGGGGAAAGCUCAGUUAUAAGUCAAACUGGGGAAUGAGUCAUUUCCUUUGAUAAUUGUCAUGAGAAAUUCUCAGUCCAAUGAUUAAUUUGAAAAAUAAGACGUUAAUCAGGAUUUUGUUGUAGAAUACACUGAAAUUUAUUUGCAAGGAUUAAUGCUAUUGAGAAUUUUGAAACAUGGAUAUAAUGGAAUCGUGUUGAAAUACAAACUGAUUAAGAAAAGUUAUUUCAUUUUUAAAUUUACUGUACAUCAGGUAACGAUACUGACCAAUUUGACUAUCAAUUUGACGGAGAAUAUCUCACGACAAACACAGAGGUUAAUAAUGACACAUAUUACUCGAUGAUUUAUACUGCAAUAAGACAUGGACUCAAGCUGCUCAAGGUAAAGGAAAGGCAAAGUGUUAGAGAAGAACCUGGAUGAAGACUUUUACCAGUUGUAUGGUAGAAUGGUGAUAUUUGGUGAUCAUUACUCCAAUGUCAAGGCAAGUUGUUGGAAUUAGAGAGGAGAGCGUAGUGGAGAAGGUCAAGGUUAAUGGUGUUUAUGACACUGAGGUCAAUGUAUAGAGAAAGGGACAUUGAAAAGGUCAUGGCCUUAGAUGAAAAACAAGGUCAAUGUUGUUCAUCACUCUAAGGUCAAGGUCUGUUAUUCAAGUCAGAGUGGAGAGAAGGUCAUGGCUUCAGAGAAAAAAAACAAGAUCAAGGGUUUUCAUUACGCUUAAGGUCAAGGCCAGAAUUUCAUGUUAGAGAGGAGAGAAUAGUUGAAAAGGUCAAGGCUGUGGAAAAAAGAAACCAAACAAACAAGGUUUUUAUCAGUGUAGUCAUAUAUAAUGGGUGCUAUAUGUUUGAGGUUCAUUACCCUAUGUGUGUACGGUCAAGGCCAGUAGUUUGCUUUUAACCAUGUGAGUCACUGCAGUUGGACCAAAAUCAAAUGAAUUGAACUGAUAUUCAUCAUUAAUCUGUCACAUAGAAUUGAGUAAAGCAUGUUUACCUUGUUUUCUUGUACUCUAGAUAUAUGGAGUUAUUGAGCGUAUGUCAGGCUUUUUUGUGUUUGUGGUAAUUUUGACCACUAUUUUGGUUAAGUACUUUCUGUGUGUAUUGGUUGCUGUUGAUUGCCUUAUUCUAGAGAAGCACUCUUUUUCAGAUUUGUUAGUUCUGGUCAAUUUUACAAGGCCAUUAUUUAAUUUAUUCGAAAAGCACUGAUAAAUUGUUUUAUAUUUGUGGUCUGCUGUUGCAUGAAAACUAAACCCUCCCAAAAUGCAACAUCAUUGAGGGUUACUUGCAGAAAAAGAAAUAAAUCCGUUUGGUCUGCUGGAACUUACAACAGCCGUGCUGGAGGUCUUCAAUAUGUUUUUUUUUAUCAUGAUCAUGAACUUUGUAAUUUAUUUUUUUUGAAAAUUAAUAUGUAAAAUGUGUGUUUUACAUAUUGUCUUCUGUUUUAUUGGUUUGUUAACUAAAUUUAUAUUUUAUGGUAUGUUGCCAUGGUAAUGGGAUCAUUGUUUACAUUUUAUACUUCCAUUGUUGUUGAAAAAGCAUUAGAAUAUAUGAAUAUUUAUAUUUAUACUCCUGCAAACAAAGUUUGAAGUCUGCAUAGGGUUGGUCUGUUGGGCGGAUAGUCAGUUGGCUAAAUGCUGUAUAGCGAUAUUCUCCAACAGUUUAAGAGAUAAUACUCUGAUACUAUGUACACAUUCCCACCUUGAUGGGUAAUAUUGCCUGAAGUAUUUUUAUUGACCUGUGGCCACCACGACUUACACGUACAGUAACAUGCCCUAGAGUAGGAUUUUUACACAUUAGGCUACUUGAAUAUUGAGGUUUGUGGAGCGAACAACUCCCACAGUUUCAGAGGUAUUUCUCUGGCCCAAUUUUCUGGAAACUUCAUAAGUCCCUUUAAACAGGAUUAAGUUAAGCUGACUAUUUGUUGUUUUUCAAUAAUUUGCGAAAUAUUUUCUUGUUUUUUUUUACUUUAGACAGGAAUUAUCUUUAUGAUAGCAUGGACCCGUAGUAGGUACGUGAUGAUAAUAUUAAUGUUCAAAACAUAAACUCAUGUGCCACCCCUAUCAAAGAUUCAGACCUAUACCAUGUUUGAGAGUUACAUUAACUCCCAUAUUGGAAUAGAAACAGUAGGCGGGGCUAAACAGUUCAGUAUCUAAUAUAUGGAUAAAUAACAAUGAUAUUCACUUAUGUAGUAUCUUAGUUAUUGAAUGUUGCCUUGACAACAUGGUACCCACUUACCUCGUAUUUUGAGUACUUUUGAAAUUAUUUCAAUAGUAAUACACAGUUGUGGAUGCCAGAACUAUAACUUAAUACAGUUUUACAUAACAUAGGAACCUUUUACACAUGUAUACAGGCUGAACAUUACUUUCUCAUUAAACAAAAGUGCGAAGUUCAUUUAUCUCUGUUUAAUUACAGAGUGAUGUUGUUAUUUAGGUUAUCGUUAUUUAGUGUGUUGUGAGAGUCAUGUAUGAUGUCUGAUCUGAGACCUUACUCCGAUCCUUUCUAUGAAAUGGUGUUCUAUCUUGGUAUAUAGAGAAUUUUACUAUCAAGAUAUUUUUGAAAUAGUCAUUUUCGAAGAGCUAUUCUGUAUAUCUUGUUGAGAGAAUUUAUCUCUCAAGAUAUUACUUUCAAAAUAGUAAGAGCUAUCUGCACUUCAGUUUAAGCUUUAUUAAGGAGUCUAAUACCAUUGAUGCACGUUCUUUUGUCAUAAAGUAAUUGAUAAAGUAUGUCAAUGGGCUUGUUAGAUUUAAAUUGGCGCUUGUUAAAUUGAUAAAAAAAUAUUGGAAAAAAUUAUGGGGAUAAAAGGUAUAACGCAAGGGUUAUUGGUGGCAAAACAAAACAUUAAUUUUUUCUCUGGUUUCAGAUAUCGAAAGGAAAUUAAAUUAAAAUAUAUUAAGGAUAAAAGGUAUAACGCAAGGGUUAUUGGUGGCAAAACAAAACAUUAAUUUUUUUUCUCUGGUUUCAGAUAUCGAAAGGAAAUUAAAUUAAAAUAUAUUAAGUAAGAUGAAAUAAUUCCCAUGAUGAAAUAUUUCUUUUAAGAAAAAUCGGACGAAUGUCACGUAACCGUCGUUACGUAUCAACUUUUAAGUGUCACGUAACAUAAAAGUUACGUAUGAAACACUUUAAAGUAAUAACAAAAAUCAAUAAUAGAAUUCAAAGUUUAUUUGUAUCAAAAAGUAAAUACUUCAUCAUGGUGAUCAAAUGUAGAUUCACUUAGAUGCUGACAGUUCGUGAUAGCCGCUGGCUAUUAGACCAAUUAGCGUGACAGUUCAUGACUGUAGAAUACAUCUUUUUGUACAUAACAAGAAAUUAGAUAUGCAUACCUGUCACAAACUAGACGAGAUCAGCAGUAUAUAUGAACGCAUGUUACUCAUUUAGUGAAGGUUAGGUUUUGGGCAUGGACUGGACAUAUGGCCCGUAUGAUACUUUAUUAUAUACUGAUUAUUAUACUUAGAAAGAACGGUGAACAAUAAAGACUUAGAACACUUGAACAGUUGUUGGUUGGUUACUGAACGAACUAUCACGAAAGUUAAGUGAGCGUUGGCGUUACGCGACAAGAAAACAAGUAAAAUAAAUUACAUUCUUAAGCUUUCACUGUGUAGAAAAAUGGACGAAUGCAAAUCAAAAAGUUCUGUUUGAAUUACUUACCAACGGUUUAGUUUUUAAUUUUUAAAUGUUUUUUUUUAGUUCGUAAUAUGACAGAUGUCAUAGAUUGUAUUAAUAUACAUGGAAUAAAUUGUUUCAGUUUCUGUUUUUCACUACAUACUUGACAAAGUAUUUAGAUUUUACCCACUUUUUAUCACUGUUUUUCGCUUGUGUAUUUAUCUAUCUUAGUAUAUUAUUUACAGUAAAAAUUUUUUUAUCGUCUUGCUUGGUCAAAGGGUACAUCUGAAUGUAGAUAUUUUGUGUUGUGGACAUGUUGCUAAUGUUGAAUGUUGCCAUGGAGGUCUUCGUCAUUCCAAAUAUACAUUUUCAGAUCACGUAGUAUUAACAUGUUAUGUAUACAUUAAUUAAGGUACUCAGCAUGACACGGUCUCGCAGUAUUCAAGUUCAGGUAAGCCAUCCAUCAGAUAAAAAGAAAUGAUAUAAAUUAGGCUCGGUAUGUAGGAAUUACUCUUUUUUUCUCUUUUUAAUUUUUGAGAACCAGGUUUUUGUACCUAACUGACCUAUAUCAGGGUAUUCACUAUUGUAGAAAAUUUUAGAAAAACAUUAUCCAAAUUUUAAGAUGUUGACUCAGAAAAUGCACAUUAUAAGGAAUUUACCAAAAAAACAUUAUCGUCAAAUAAAUGUAGACUUGGGAGGAAGAUAUAGAGAUGGUUGCGUUUGUGGAAACAAACAUUAUUAGAAUAAAUUAAGCCUCAAAAGUAAGACUUGUUUAUAAAUUAACAUCGAGAUAACUUCUUUUUAAAUUUAUAUUGAUGAACCAUUAUAUUAUUUUUGAUGGAUUGCAUUUUUGAAUACCAACAUAAUAAUGCCAAAUGAUAAAGUAUAAUAAAAGGAGAUAUCAUAAGAAAACAUUAAAAUGAGACAACAAAGCAAUUUUAUUAAUUAGUUUCUGAAAUAUUAUAAUGUUUACACAAAUGUUUAUACAAAAAGUUUUCGAUGAAAACAUAAAAUUUCUUUAACUUAACAUUUUGUAAGUUUAAACUACAUGUAACCUUUUGUUGCAUUUAUGUUGGAUGGAUUACCUUAAUGAACUUUGUAUGUAACAUCUUGUUGAUUACUGAAUCUAUAUUAUACGUUUUGAAACAGAUUAUAAGGUAACAUGUGCCAAACAUCACAGAUAUACUUGUAUGCAUCAUACUUUUGCUUCAAGAAAUCAUUAAAUUCAAACAUUGCGGAAUGUUGUUACAAUUUAUAAAAUUCAGCAAUUUACACUUUUCCAAAAAGUUCAACCUUAUGUCAUGGACAAAGGUUGACCGGCUUAGUGUUUGAGAUUAUAUUUUGUCUAUUCGCCAAGCCGCUGGUUAAACCUACUGAUUCACAUGAUUUAAAUCAAUAAUAAUCAAACUAAAUGUAUGGCAGAUUUGAGGAAUAAUAUCAUCCCAUUGGACAAAAUAUAAUUUCAAACACUAAUUGUUUAUUGUUACUUUAACAUCAGUUAUAAAUAGAUAUUAUAUGCUGUGCGAUGUGAAACUUACGGUAUUUACUCAAUGUGCUUUUUUUAGAGAGGUACUUUUAUAUGAUGUUUUAGAUAUUUGUAGAAGUAUUUUAUGGAUAAAAAUUAACUGACAGAAUUGUUGUUUGAGAUUUUUCAGAAAUUACCAUAUUCAAUUAUUGGUAUUUAUAGUCUAGUCAUAUAGUUUACUGUCUGUAUUGUUUGAUUGUUGGAUAUGGUGUUAUGUACAUAUUUACAUGUUUUAAUAUUUUAAAAAGAUUGUCAAACAGAAAAGCAAAGUUAUUUAGUAGAAAUGUUACAGUUUCAAUAAGAUGUUUAAAAUAUAUAAGUCUGGUGAAGUGUGUUUUUUACAGAGUUUUAAAAUUUAUCCUAGCACUGUUAACUGUAUUGAUUGAUAUUUUUAGGAUUUAAAACAUUCUGGUCCGUUUCCUUGGAUACGUCUUGUGUUUGUCAGUAACCGAUUUGAUAUUGAAUAAAACAUCAAAAUAUU
Messenger RNA from Mya arenaria, 7873 nucleotides. RefSeq names its product tRNA pseudouridine(38/39) synthase-like. The record is from RefSeq and is a predicted model, not a curated record. NCBI's taxonomy places the organism in Eukaryota, Metazoa, Mollusca, Bivalvia, Myida, Myidae. The transcript has 13 exons. Bases 1576 to 2313 code for a protein of 245 amino acids.